Molecule: messenger RNA, 1395 nt
Organism: Eremomyces bilateralis CBS 781.70
Lineage: Eukaryota; Fungi; Ascomycota; Dothideomycetes; Eremomycetales; Eremomycetaceae
Product: citrinin biosynthesis oxidoreductase CtnB
Exons: 1
Coding region: 450-1265 (271 amino acids)
Biological process (GO): secondary metabolite biosynthetic process
Cellular component (GO): nucleus; cytoplasm
Source: RefSeq, a predicted model, not a curated record
CCAUUACUUGCCUGAGAAAUAUAUUGUCGCUAGCAGCCUCAGGGAUGGGGCUUUGAGAAUAAGAGUCGCAGUCCGAAAGCUUACUACCGCUGCACCACUCAAUCACUCAACCUUUGAAGGACGGGCUCGGAUUUAUCAAUAUCUCCAAUCUUUGGCCUAGGAAAUCACCCCAUCUUAUACUCAUUCCUCACUUUAAAACCCAUCUCCUUGUGUCUAGAAUUCUUGCGACCUAGUCUCUGUGUUCAUCAGUCGGUAAGCUGAGUCUAUCACUUCUCGGACUCUAUCAGAAUAUCGGGAUAGACCAUCACCACUAUUUUUAGCCUUCAGCACCGCUGACUGCUGUUCAAGGACACCAAAGCUGAGCUUCAUAGAAUCAGUUUUUCGAUCUCAAGAAAAGUUUCCGAUUAGAUUUUUCAAAUCUACAAGUGUACUCUUCACUUCCCCUGGCCAUGGCGCAAAACGGAACCACGUAUAUAGACCCGCGGGUCAACCCAGAAUCCACCAAGUCGUUCCCCCGGAUUCUCUGCUUGCACGGCGGCGGCACCACGGCCGAGAUAUUCCGCGCCCAAUGCCGCUGCUUAAUCCCUCCGCUCAACCAGCAUUUCCGACUCGUCUUCGCAGACGGACCCUUCAUCUGCGGCGCGGGCCCGGGGAUCCACCCCGUGUACACCUCCUUCGGCCCCCAAUUCCGCCGGUGGCUCGGCUGGCUCGACUCGCACCCCACCGUCGACGACGAGAGCGCCGAGGAUGAAAUAGAGUACACCCUCAAGACGGCGAUUGAGGAGGAUGACCGCCUCGGCGGCACGGGGCCGUGGGUGGGCAUCCUCGGAUUCAGCCAAGGCGCGAAGAUCGCGGCGAGCCUGCUGUUCGACCGGCAGGUGGGCAAGGCGAAGGGGAUCCCAGACCCGUACGGCGGAGAUUGGAAGUUCGCCGUGAUCAUGGCAGGGCGGGGGCCGAUCGUGCGGCUCACGAAGGCCACGAGGGGGAUCGAGGGACUGCAAUCGGCCGGGAAGCACGACGAUGGGAAGGACGUGGAGCUCAAGGGUGAUGCGCAUGUGUUGAAGAUGCCGACGAUCCAUGUGCAUGGGGUGGCUGACGCGGGGAUCGCGCUCCAUAGGAGACUGCUGCAGAAGUACUGCGCACCGGGGACGACGACGUUGAUUGAGUGGAACGGCGAUCACAGAAUCCCGAUCAAGACUCUGGACGUGGAGGUGGUGACCAGGGCCAUUUUCGACGUUGCGCGUAAAGAAGGGGUUAUCGAGUGAGGGAGAGCGACAGGGCUAUCAUCAGCAUCAUACUUUCGACUGUUAUGGAAGAACUGGCAUUUUAUAUAGCGUUCAACAGAGCUUAGAUAUCACCAGCGUCUGAUCUAGGAGAUACAAUAGAGUCUAUUCC